Molecule: messenger RNA, 3742 nt
Organism: Ooceraea biroi (clonal raider ant)
Lineage: Eukaryota; Metazoa; Arthropoda; Insecta; Hymenoptera; Formicidae
Gene: Capr
Product: caprin family member
Cellular component (GO): cytoplasm
Molecular function (GO): RNA binding
Source: RefSeq, a predicted model, not a curated record
AUGCCUUCUGCCAACCCUAAACUAGAGAAACAGGCCUCUACGGAGGCCGUGGAUCCCUUACGCCAAGUGAUCGUCGUGGUCGAGCACAAGAUACGGAAUCUCGAGAAGCGUAAGGCAAGGCUCGAGUCCUACAAGGAUUUGCAGAAAAAUGGGCGAGAACUCAAUGCAGACCAAAAAACUGCAGUUGCCAGAUAUGAUGAAGUACUUCAAACGUUGGAAAUUACUCGGGACAUGUAUAAACAGAUUGUUAGUAUCAACAAUGACGGUAUGAAGCAACAAAAGAAGCUGGCGCGGAAGGAAGUCGUUGAACGAAUGCAACAAGAUAUUGCAAAAGUAAAGGAGAUGGUAGUUAUUCAACAUAUUCUCAUAAGUAUGGUUAAUGAUUCUAUAAGGGAUGACUUUGUUCAUGGGAAAAAUGGAGCUUUAAAAUUGCUGGAGGAAGAGCUGAAGGAUUUGGAUAGUUUUUCUAACGAGGUGAUGCUGAAACAGCAGCGUGGAGAAAGUGAUCUGAUGUUUGCUCAGCAAGCUCAAAAAAUAGCUGAGCAUUACGUGGCGAUUAUAGAUGGGAAGCAACGCGAGGUCGUUGGCACUACGUACAACAAAUUAAAGGAGAUUAUCGGGAAAAUCACUCAAUGCGGUUAUUUUGAUCAAGUUCGCAAAUGUCCGGAAGCAGCAGCGCCAGUAGAAGAGAUUACUGAAGCUGUGUCGGAGGCUAAGAUCAUCGAGGCUCAAGUUGUACAGGAACAAGUUAACGAAGAAUACAACAACGGCAACGAUAGGCACAUUCCACCCGAGUCCAUGAUACCCAUUCCAAAUUUUCCAGUUCAAGUCGCCUCACUUCCCGUUGUUUCCGGCGCCGCUCCGGUCUCGGGACCCAUCCCGGUCGUUCCGCAACCCAUACCGCCUCAUCCAGCCGCACCAGUCGACACUCCUUACUACGCGAACGCUACUAAUUUUGUAGCGCCGCAGCCACAACCGCAGCAGCCGCAGCAACAACAGCAACCAACACAGCAGCAAAUCCAGCAAUCUCAGCAGCAGCAGCAGCAACCUCCGCCCGCGCCGAGAAUCAACGAUGUUAUAGGCACGCCGAACUUCUUCUUCUUACAGGAAUCCGAGCUCGAUUCGCCGGACGUCACCUCGCAAGCACCUAUCGUAUCGCACAUUCCUCCCACGGUCAACGCGCCCAUUCCCACGCAGACCUUUACGAACCAGAGUUUCGCGAGCGCACCGGUGGCCGUACCCCAGCAAGUCAUAUAUCAGCAUCAACCGCCGCAGGAUAUGUCGCACAUUCCCGGAUUCGCGAAUCCCAAUCCACCGCCGCCGAUCCCCAUGCCGCCGUCUCACCAGCAACCGAACAUGCAAUACAGCCCGCAGCACCCGGCCGGUUUCCAGCCACAACAGCAGAACGCGACGCAACAGUUGCCCCAACCAGGCCAAAUUCAAAACUUUAAUGACCAGACGCAUCAGCAGGAGACUCAAACCCAACUGGAGGAGAAAGCUGAGAACGGGCAAAAUGAGACUGCUACCACCGACUCGUCCUUGGAACAGCAAAAUGAAUCUGUCGAUUGGUGUCAGAUGACCGAGACCAACGACUGGAAUCAGCCGGAUCAACAGCAGCAAUCUGUCCAAGACUCUCAGCAAGCACCGCAGCAACAGGCGUCUCAACAGGGUUGGGGUGACAACCAGCGCAGUGCGUACAGGGGUAGAGGAGGCAGAAGGGGAACCACUAACGGCUACAACGGUAGAGGCAGGAAUAAUUAUCAGCAAAACGGUCGUGGGAAUCAAGGCACGUACUAUCGCAACGAUGGUAAUUACCAGAACGGAUAUCAGCAACGCCCCUGGGGCAACAACGACGGAAAUAACGGAUUCAAUUCUGGCUUCAAGCGGGGCGGCGGCGGUGGCAGCGGCACCGGCAGUGGCGGACCUAGGGGUGCACGAAGCGAGCGCGGUAUGGACAGAGGCGGUCGUGGGCAAUUCCGAGGUCAGAGAGGGGGCAAUCGUGGUGGAUAUACGCCACGCGGCAAACCCCAUACGCAACAAUAAAUAAUAUACACUCUAAACAAUACACACUUUGCGAUUCAUGAUUCACCUGUCUAUUUAUGAAAAAGCUUAAGUCGGAACAUGAUGCAUUUGUAAUACAAAGUGAGACUUCAAAGUAAAUAGAUAUCGCGUGCAGUAUCGCGCGCGCACGAGUAUUACACACAAUAAUAACUUUGAUAUUAAAGAUUGAUUAAAUAACGGAGAUUAACGCCAUGCUCUGGAACAUAGUUUUUGUAAUAUACUGGAGGAAUUGUAUAACGUGUUUUUUAUCUAUCGCAUACUUCGCACGCGAAUUAAGUAAUUUUGCGAAGAUAAAGUUGAUUAGUUAUAAAUGAAAUAUAGUUUUGCAUUUGGUGUAAUUAUACAAAGGUACGUAUAAUAUGAAAGGAAAAAGAAAACUAGUUUGAGAAAUUUUCUGUUGAUAUUUGUUGAGACUCGUGGCUUAGGAUAUUUCCUAAAUAUGACAUAUUGAACGAAUGGAAACUUUGCAUUUUAAUUUGAUGUCUAUAAUUACAAAAGAGCAGAUUAAAAAGGGUAAUAUUGAUAAAGAAAAAGGAUAAUGCGUAGAGAAGUGACAUUUGUGAUAUAUAUAAAGAAAGAUGGUGUAAAUUCAGAAAUGUGAGCCUACCGUGCAAGUAUUACUGCGUUGUGACAGAAGGCAGGUUUCACAGGGCAACAGCUAAUUAACAAAGAUUUAAAAAGAUAAGAAUAAUUUUAAUAUUACAAAAAAAUACAAAAAAAAGAAGAUAUCGGAGAAACUCGUACAUUUAAUGUAAAGACUACGAGACGUAUUUAAAGAAUAACGUUAAGAUAAUUACAAGUAUGUAAUAGGCGAUCUGCACGACUAUCUCUUCGUCUUGCGGCGCAUCGUUCCAGAGAGAAUUUUCUAAGAUACCAGAAAAAAGGGGAUACACAGCGAGAGCAAUGCCUUUUAAGCUAUUAAAUAUACCUUCUUGACUUCAUACUCCUUACCUGGUGUAUGAACUUUCGAGGCGUACAUACAUACAUACACAAAUAAAUAUUUGAAAAUUUAUCGAGAGAUUUAUUAGUUGGAAAGGAAAAUAAGUCAUUCGUGUAUAAUGAUAUGUAAGAUCUAUGAAAGACGUUUUUUCACACAUAGUUGUAUAUGUAUGAUAUACACUAUAGAUAUCAAACACAGCACACACACACACACACACACAUGGAAUCGCUGUCGCUCCCUAUUCUUUCUCACUUUUCUUUCUUUUUUCUGUAUAAUUGCAAAAUUCUUCACUCUAUGUGCUCGUCCACGCAGCCGUGGCCAAGCGAAAGAGAUCGCGGUGCAAUGUUCUCGUUUACGAUGUAAUGCGUAAUUACCUGUUUUUCUUUUUUUGUAUUUUGCCACGGAAAGAAAAAAAAACAACGUAUAUAGUUAUUUUUGAAACGAAGCAAACGACUGGCAGUGAGAGACUUUGGCAUAACAAGUCUAGUUUGUCGAUAUGCGAUUACUACUGACACCCAGAAGCGGGGGAAAAAAAGAGCAUGAGAACGAAAAUAAAGGGUAUGCUUUAUGUAGUUCACCUGCGACAAGCCACGCUCCAUCACGUUAGACACAUAAAGAAAAGUACCAUUUAUCGUAUUUCGUUUGUAUAUUUGUGUUAACUAUCCCACCCGAUUCCAUCCCAUCCCGAUUAUGUUGAACUAUUCAACGAAAUACCUAUGUAUCUUCCAAAUAAAGAUCUAA